AUGGAGGAGUGUGUGAUGAUGAGACAGGAGAUUGCAUCUGCCCACCAGGAUUCAGUGGACCAAACUGCCUCACAGGUAAGCUCAUUGCCUGGUCUGCCUGUCUGUCAGGCGGGCUGUCGGUCGGAGUGUGUGAUGUGUGCUACAAUGGAGGAGUGUGUGAUGAUGAGACAGGAGAUUGCAUCUGCCCACCAUGAUUCAGUGGACCAAACUGCCUCACAGGUACUAGCAUGUGGCAGGCACAAGUUCGGUUGGUACUGUGAAUACGAGUGUGGCGCCAACAACCUCAUUCAGAGUUGUACAGGCAGCCAGUUUGGUCUGCCAGACCCUUACGGGAACAGCUGCAUCUCGGGAUACAAUGGCACAGACUGUGACACAGAAUGCCCUGCCGGGACAUUCGGUGCUGAAUGCACACAGAGUUGCCACUGCCAGUCGGGUGCCUGUAAUGGCUUUACUGGAGAAUGCUUAGGGGCGUCUGGAUGUUCUACAGGCUGGUCGGGCACAAACUGCCAAAGUAAGCAGUUGGAAUGA
Patiria miniata (bat star) is the source of this 528-nucleotide messenger RNA. Its product is annotated as multiple epidermal growth factor-like domains protein 6. Lineage: Eukaryota; Metazoa; Echinodermata; Asteroidea; Valvatida; Asterinidae. The record is from RefSeq and is a predicted model, not a curated record. The transcript is spliced from 3 exons. Bases 1 to 528 code for a protein of 175 amino acids.